This is a messenger RNA of Recurvomyces mirabilis, 1929 nucleotides long. RefSeq lists its product as uncharacterized. The transcript has 3 exons. NCBI's taxonomy places the organism in Eukaryota, Fungi, Ascomycota, Dothideomycetes, Mycosphaerellales, Teratosphaeriaceae. Gene Ontology annotation, biological process: carbohydrate metabolic process. Bases 1 to 1929 code for a protein of 642 amino acids. Gene Ontology annotation, molecular function: hydrolase activity, hydrolyzing O-glycosyl compounds. The record is from RefSeq and is a predicted model, not a curated record.
AUGUAUCUGCCAUCAUCUCUCCAGGUGCUGGCGCUUGCUAAUGCUGCGACCGCACUCCAUUUCCCACGACAGGUCACGAAUACCACCAAGUACGCUGUCAAGACUCCACCGCUUACCACCGACUGGACGUAUAAAGUCGGCACAAACCCGUGGCCAGAGUAUCCUCGUCCUCAGCUUCAGCGUUCGCAGUGGCAGAGCCUAAACGGCAUCUGGACAUGGCAGAAUGCUUCGUCGCUCGAUGCAGUCAACUCGCCACCUUUCGGCCAGACGCUGUCUAGUGAAGUGCUGAUACCUUCUUGUCUUGAGAGUGGACUGUCUGGCAUCCAGGGCGACUACCUUUUGACUUCCUGGUUCUCUACCUCUUUCACGAUCCCCUCCACCUUCACGCAGGAUCGUGUGCUCCUCAACUUUGGCGCUGUGGACUAUGAGGCAACGAUCUUCAUCAACGGCAAGAACGCCGGCUUCCAUCGUGGCGGCUACUUCGCCUUCACCGUUGACGCGACUAGCUACGUCCGCUCCAACGGCACGAACGAAUUGCUUGUCUUCGUCCACGACCCCACGGACAGUGACCCGUAUGUAAUUCCGAUUGGCAAGCAGACGCUGAAACCUUCGCACAUCUUCUAUACGCCCUGCAGUGGCAUCUGGCAAAGCGUAUGGAUCGAGUCAGCACCAUCGAACUACAUCACGGACCUUCAGGUCGCCGCCGGAGCCAAUGGCCAGAUCAACGCCACAGUCUCGACUUCUGGCAACGGUACGGCUGGCCUGAAGAUCGAAGUCAUUGAUCGCAAGGAUAAUAGUACCGUCGCCACGCACGAUGGUCCUGCAAAUACGGCGUGCACUUUUAACGUUGACUCGGUCAGCACUUGGUCGCCAGACACGCCUACACUCUACGAUAUAAAGGUCACUCUUGGUGACGAUGAGGUCAGCAGUUAUACUGGCUUCCGAACCAUUUCCCGUGGGGAGGUCAACGGGAUUGAGAGACCACUCUUGAAUGGGAAGUUCGUCUUUCCGUUCGGUACUCUCGACCAAGGUUUCUGGCCCGACGGUAUAUACACGCCACCCAACCGCGAAGCCAUGGUGUACGAUCUGCAAACCUUGAAGAGCCUCGGCUUCAAUAUGCUACGAAAGCACAUUAAAGUUGAAACAGCAUUGUUCUACCAAGCCUGCGACGAGAUGGGCCUCCUAGUCUUCCAAGACAUGCCUUCUCUGCGGCCGCUGCAACAGAGAACGUUGUCCAACUGCACGAUUGAGACGAUCUUGCCGGACGCUACUCAACAAGACGAGUUCGCCCGUCAACUCGACCUUCUGAUCAUCCAACAAAGACCCUUCCCUAGCAUCUUCAGCUGGGUAGUCUACAACGAAGGAUGGGGUCAGCUGACAAACUACUACCCCGAGUUCGCACUUACAGACCGUGUCCGCCAACUAGAUCCCACACGUCUCGUCGACUCCACAACUGGAUGGUACGACCAUGGAGCCGGUGACUACAGCGAUAAUCAUCAUUACGCCAACCCACAGUGUGGCUCACCUUUCUACUCGAUCGACUCAUCACCUUACGACCCCAGCAGAAUCGGCAUUCAAGGCGAGUUCGGCGGCAUCGGCCAAAAUGUUUCGAUUGACCAUCUCUGGAAUGUGCAAGAAGCCAUCAACACCAUCAAUCAAACCUAUGAGAUCGAUCAGACUAUCGAUGCCUGGAACUAUCGUGGACACAGGUUGCUGGAUGACUUGCACGAUCAGAUCGUGAGAUAUGCCUGCAGCGGUGGUAUCUGGACUCAGACUACCGAUGUCGAAGGAGAGGUCAACGGUUUGUUGACUUAUGACAGGAGAGUCUUGAGGCCAGAUGUUGGACAGUGGAAGGCUGAUAUUCAGAAUCUUUAUGAUGCAGCUGCGGCGAGGACGAAUGCUUCUACAGCUGCUCCUACCGCCAGCUGA